UUUAAAAAUAUCCAGUAUACCUUCAAGAUGUUGCCAACUGUAUUGGUUUUCACCACCUUAUUAGCUUCGGUGUUCACUGAAAUUAGUUUUCUAAACGUUGAAGUGAAGGGUUACACCUUGGGCGUUGAGAAAUUUAAGAGACGCUUGAAGAACGCUAAAAGUAUCUCGGAGUAUUUGCCCGAACUUGAAGUCGAUAAAAUAUCAAUCGUGGGACAAAAUGUCGGUGUCCUGUACGAACAAUCUCUUUCAAACCUGGACGCCUUGGACGAGCUUGUGAUAGAAGAAAGUAAUGUUCGGGAAAUAAAAGCAGGUGCGAUAAGAAAUGUGCCCAAUUUGAGAGUUGUAUCAUUCAAGAAAAAUAAACUAGAUGAAAUUAAAAGUGGAGUUUUCAACAACCUAACAAUUUCUACGCUUGAUUUGAGUGAAAAUCAAAUAUCUAAAAUUGACGGAGAUGCUUUUGAUAACAUGGAAGAGCUACUAGUGAUUAAUUUGGGAUAUAACAUGAUUCGCAAAAUUAAUAAUGAUUGGUUUAAGAACACACCAAAUUUAAUGUACAUCAAAUUAUAUCGCAAUCACAUUGAAGAAAUACCCACGAGUGCUUUUAAAAAUUUGGGAGGUAAUAAACAGGCUGAUUAUUUAAAUACCUCCUUAAGUAUUACAUUGGAUCAUAACAAUAUUAAAAAAAUCCAUCCUGGAGCUUUUAAGGAAUUAUCUCGUUUAGACUCAUUAUGGUUACACGAUAAUAUUCUGAACCACAUAGACGAGAAUACAUUUCAUCCAUUACAGAUUAAAAAACUUACUCUGGAAAACAACGGCAUUCAGUGUUUAGAAGGAGAUCUUGAUAAAAUUUUGCCAGCUGAAGAAGUGAAGAUUGAUCCAAAUCCUUUAAUAUGCAAGUGUAUGAGACGCAUAAAGGCUUGGGCUGAAGAACGAAAAAUGAAAAUGGACUUCUUCUGGAUUGAAAGUGACUGUAUCCUAAAAGAUAUCGAUUCUAGAGUAAGAAGAUUGGAAUCCUUAAAAUUUUAGAUCUAAGAUAUAUUUUUUUAAUGAAGUGUAUAAAUAUGUAAUAAUAAAAAUUUAUCGCCUUA
Aethina tumida (small hive beetle) is the source of this 1088-nucleotide messenger RNA. RefSeq names its product leucine-rich repeat-containing protein 15-like. The coding region runs from base 28 to 1026 and encodes 332 amino acids. Gene Ontology annotation, molecular function: protein binding. Lineage: Eukaryota; Metazoa; Arthropoda; Insecta; Coleoptera; Nitidulidae. The transcript has a single exon. Gene Ontology annotation, cellular component: extracellular matrix. The record is from RefSeq and is a predicted model, not a curated record.